This is a messenger RNA of Puccinia triticina, 426 nucleotides long. RefSeq lists its product as uncharacterized. Bases 1 to 426 code for a protein of 141 amino acids. The record is from RefSeq and is a predicted model, not a curated record. The transcript has 2 exons. NCBI's taxonomy places the organism in Eukaryota, Fungi, Basidiomycota, Pucciniomycetes, Pucciniales, Pucciniaceae.
AUGUCCGAUAUUAGCCCAUCGGCUAGGAGCACGAGUCAGACGGCUUCCCUCAGCUCCAGCCAAGACCAUCAGCUCAAACCCUCUGCCGGUCAAAUCAAACCGGCCAUCAUCGACUCUCAGAAACCCCUGUCAGCUCAAGCUCUCCAAGUGAUCUCUUACACAUCGUCGGCCUGGGUGAUAACCAGUUCGGUGUCAGACCAUUUCGGAAGAUCCUCAGCCGAUUCAUGGUACAUGAUCAAAUCGUAUCCGCCUUGCCUCAAAUCACUCUUUGGUCCCCGCCAAACCUCAAACGACCAGAAACUCGAUCUUCCACUUGAACGCGAUGUUGUGCAGGAUUUUCAUCAGUUAAAACAUUGUCAGACCGACUUCAGGGACCCACUGAGGUUCAAGAAUACGAUGGCCUCACAUAUCCCAAUCGUCUAUUAA